Messenger RNA from Salvia hispanica, 1819 nucleotides. RefSeq names its product protein REVEILLE 2-like. The record is from RefSeq and is a predicted model, not a curated record. Gene Ontology annotation, molecular function: DNA binding. Lineage: Eukaryota; Viridiplantae; Streptophyta; Magnoliopsida; Lamiales; Lamiaceae.
UCUUCUCUCCCCCUUUUCUUUCUCCUUCUCCACAAUCCACAAAUUCCCCCAAAAUUAGUUUCUUCAUCCAGAUAUUUCUUCCUCAUCUCGUUUCCUCUUCAUUUACACUGCAUUUCCGUCGUCAAUUUCCGAUAGGGAUCUACUUUUUGCUCCUAUUUCACUUCUGUUCCGUUUAAUUAACCUCUUUUUUUCUGGAUUCACAUUUUGAAGCUUCCUUGUUUAUUUAUUUUCUAUAAUAAGAAGUGUGUCUAGUUGUUGUGUAGCUGAAAGUUCAAUACUUCCGUUUUGUUCCAAAAGAGGAAAUGGGAUAAUUUUGGUCCCUUAAAAUUCGAAUUUAAUAGGAUUUGGAUUUCUUUCACUUUUUUUCGGUGAGAAUUGAGGUUUAGAAAUUAGCUCCAGCUAGCUCGAGGAGUUGUGGAACGAGAUUUGGAUAAACUAAUGGCUUCGUCAGUUCAGGUAAAGCAUGAAAGUGUUACAGGUGCGACUGAGGAGAAUAUGCAGUCGAAUGAGCAGUUCUCUAGUGCAGAUGAGUAUGCUUUUAAGGUGAGAAAGCCAUAUACGAUUACUAAACAAAGGGAAAGAUGGACUGAGGAAGAGCAUGAGAGGUUCCUCGAGGCCUUGAAACUUCAUGGUCGUGCGUGGAAAAAAAUUGAAGAGCACAUGGGUACGAAAACAGCAGUGCAAAUCCGAAGCCACGCUCAGAAGUUUUUUUCCAAGGUUGCUCGUGAGAGUAAUAAUGGAGAUAGCAGCAAUGCACAACUGAUCGAAAUUCCUCCUCCUAGGCCAAAAAGGAAGCCGGUUCACCCUUAUCCUCGGAAGCCAGGUUCUGUGGUUAAAAUUAAGGCAUCGAUAUCUGAGAAGUUAAUGAGAUCGGCAUCUCAAAAUGUGUUGGAGCAAGCGACAGAGUCUCCUACUUCUGUGUUAUCUGAAAACCAUUCGGAUACAUAUGCCAGAGCCGAUACGUGUACUCCAGAAGGUAGCUGGUCACCGUUAUCAUCCACUCUUGCUCUUGAUGCCAGUGCUUCUUGUGCUGCUGAAGCACCUACGAGAACCGAACCAGUGAAUGAAAAUGGACAAUAUAAUCCUGAUGAAGAAGUUUCUCUGUAUCAGGAGCUUUCUUCUCACGACGACAAGGAAGAUCAAUCUGCUGUGCAACAACUGAAGCUCUUUGGUAAGACCUUACUGGUGAGGGGUUCUUUCGGAACAUCUUUUUCGACGCACAAGGCUGAGAGUGUAGAUAAAAGUGAGGGUGGGGAUGCUUCAUUCCCUUUGAAAGUGAUACCUCUGAAGUUAACUGCUGAGCAUGUGAGCCCUGUAGACGCGGUUCCUUUUCCAUGGCUGAUGCUUUCAUCAUGUUCGACUCAGCAAGGGCUCGACAAGAAAGGCAAUCUCGACAGCAAUGAAGAGAAGGAAGUGUCUUCCAGUGGCUCAACAACUGGUUUAGACAGAGAAAAGAGCUCGGAUACUGACAGCCGAUGUCCCUUGCUUGAAAUGAGAGGGAAGAAUGCAAAUGCACUCGCCUCUAGAUUAAGUAAAAGAGCUUAUGCAGAUUCUGAAGAUUGUAGAAAAGGUUUUGUGCCAUACAAGAGACAUACGCGAGCAGAGAAACAGCGGAGCUGCAUCUGCUUGUAGCUUAAUACAUAUACAUAGUUGAUUACAAUUUUUUAGCUGUGCCUGUGAAUGGAAGGCUGGAUUCUUACUAUCUUAGACAAUCUUUGAUUUUUGGGUUGUAAUAUUUGCAAUCUUUUAUGUUUUUUUGUCAUUGUAACUUUUGAGGCACAACUGUGUAUCUUUCCUAAUGGGAACUUUUUUCUUGUAA